CGAUCAGUUGCUGGCGGGCGCUCUAACCCUUCGGUUGUUUCAGUCUCAUUGUGUGUGUGUUGCAAGUAAAGAAAGAAAGUGACCCGCGAGUGGAGUAGUCCUCCUCCUCCUCCGCCGCCCUUCACACUCCCACAACCAGUUAGUCGCGCUUCUUAAUUCAUCGUCAAUGUGUGUCCUUGCCAUGCGCAAGCGCAAAGUGCAAAUUGAAAAAUUUUAUUUUCCCACAUGAUAAGAAGAAGUGUGCAAAAUAAUUAAAACUCAAGUGGCAAAAAACUCCAAUCAAUUUCAAUAUUUAUCUACAUAUUAACUGUAUCACAGAAAGUUAAAUUAUUCGUUUAUAACCAACUAAACUGACGGCUGGAGCUGCUUCUGCUGCUGCAAUCUUCAAGUGACAAAAAUGGAUUUAUCGAGGCGGUUGUGCUCAACUGCCUUGAUAGCAUUCAUCAUACUUAUAGGCAUCCAUAAUUCACAGAGUAGAUUCCCUGGACUACGACAAAAAAGACAAUAUGGUGCGAAUAUGUAUCUACCGGCCAGCUCGGUGACGCCGGGUGGCGAGGGUGAAGAUCCCAAUGAGUGGACUGAAUGGAGUACUCCUUCCGAUUGUUCACGCACCUGCGGUGGGGGUGUCUCUUAUCAGACGCGCGAGUGUCUAAACAGAGAUCACAAUGGCGAUGCCGUUUGCAGUGGUGGCGAUCGCCGUUAUUAUUCCUGCAACACUCAAGAUUGUCCGGACGAAGAUCCCGACUUUCGUUCGCUGCAAUGUUCGCGUUUCAAUGACCAGAAAUUCGAUGGAGUUCUCUACGAAUGGGUGCCCUAUACCAAUGCACCGAAUCCGUGUGAGUUGAAUUGUAUGCCAAAGGGCGAACGGUUUUACUACAGGCAGAAGGAGAAGGUUGUCGAUGGCACACGUUGCAAUGACAAGGAUCUCGAUGUCUGUGUGAAUGGACAAUGCGAGAAAGUGGGCUGCGACAUGAUGUUGGGCAGCGAUGCCCAGGAAGACAAGUGCCGCAAGUGUGGUGGAGAUGGUAGCACCUGUAAGACAAUUCAGAAUACUUAUAGCUCCAGAGAUCUGGCUGCUGGAUAUAAUGAUUUGUUGUUGGUACCACAAGGCGCCACCAAUAUACGCAUCAUAGAGUCAAGCCCGUCAAAUAACUAUUUGGCCUGCCGCAAUCAGAGUGGUCACUACUACCUGAACGGUAAUUGGCGCAUUGAUUUCCCACGUCCCAUGUUCUUUGCUGAUUCCUGGUGGAACUAUCAGCGCAAACCCAUGGGAUUCGCUGCACCCGAUCAAUUGACUUGCAGUGGUCCCAUAUCCGAGAGCAUUUACAUUGUGAUGUUGGUUCAGGAUAAGAAUGUUAGCAUUGAUUACGAGUACAGCAUUCCCGAGUCGCUGAGUCACAGUCAACCGGACGCCCAUACAUGGACACAUCGCGAAUUUGGUCCCUGCAGUGCCUCGUGCGGCGGUGGCACUCACAAGCGUACCGUGACUUGCCACAAUCGCAUCAACUUGCAGGAGGUGGACAGUGGACUCUGCGAUCCUAAUGCCAAGCCCGAUGAGGAACAAGCCUGCGGCACAGAGCCCUGUGCUCCCCACUGGGUUGAGGGCGAAUGGAGCAAAUGCUCAAAGGGUUGCGGCUCCGAUGGUUUCCAAAACCGAACAGUUACCUGCACUCGCAUCUCAUCAGAUGGGGAACAUACAGUUGAAGAUGAUGCAGUAUGCCUGGAGAAGGUUGGCAAUAAGCCGGCUACGACUCAGGAGUGCAAUCGUGAUGUUAAAAACUGCCCGAAAUAUCAUUUGGGUCCCUGGACACCAUGCGAUAAACUGUGCGGCGAUGGCAAGCAAACCCGUAAAGUUACCUGUUAUAUUGAAGAGAACGGCCGUAAACGCGUCUUGCCCGAUGAGGAUUGUGUCGAGGAUAAGCCUGAGGCGGAGAAGUCCUGUCUCCUGGCACCUUGUGAGGGUGUUGAUUGGAUUAUUUCACAAUGGAGUGGUUGCAACGCUUGCGGACAGAAUACUGAGACUCGUACGGCUAUUUGUGGAUCGAAGGACGGCAAGGUAUAUCCCGAGGAGUUCUGUCAACCAGAAGUCCCCUCACUAACCAGGGAGUGCAAGUCACCGAAAUGCGAUUCACAAUGGUUCUCAUCGGAAUGGAGCAAAUGCUCGGCACCUUGCGGCAAGGGAGUCCAGUCCCGCAUAGUUAUCUGCGGUGAAUUCGAUGGCAAAACGGUUACGCCAGCCGCUGAUGAUUCCAAAUGUAAUGCCGAUACAAAACCAAAGGCUGAACAAGAAUGCGAGGGCGAAGCAAAGGAGUGUCCGGGAGAAUGGUUUACUGGCCCAUGGGAUGAGUGCAGCAAACCUUGCGGUGGCGGUGAACGUGUUCGUGAGGUCUUGUGUCUUUCCAAUGGUACCAAGGCAUCUAAUUGUGAUGGAAAUAAGGUGGAGUCCAUCUCCGAGAAGUGUAAUACUGAUGCUUGCACCGAUGAUGAGGUUUUGCCUCUUACCAGCACUGAUAAACCCAUUGAAGACGAUGAGGAUGAGUGCUCUGAAGAUGACAGUGAUGUUGAGUUGAUCACGGAUAGUCUUCCAGACGAAACAAAGAGCACCGACCAAUUUGAAACCGACGAUGAUUCGGAAACGGAAUCUACUCUGUUCACUGAUGAGCUGAUGUUGAGUGAUAGCCCUGAUACAUCAACCACUGAAGACUUGGCUUCGACAGAUAGUACUGUGGAAGGCUCUGGAGAUAAUACAGAGAGUACAUCGGACAGUGGUAUUUCAUCUGUUGAAGGCAGUGGAGAUACCGAUGAAACAACAGAUUCAUCUUCAGACGCAACAACUGAUGUAUCAGGUUCCACUGAUGUCUCAGACACUUCCAGUUCUGAAAGCAGCGACGCAACAUCCGAAGGAUCCUCGGGUGCAAGUUCUGAAUCGAGCGAUUCAACUGAUGCGUCUACAGAAUCCAGCGAUCUUUCAUCAGCAACAUCUGAUGUCUCGACUGAAAUAUCUGGAUCAACAGAUGCUUCCAGCUCCACAGAUGCCUCAAGCAUCUCUUCAGACUUGACCUCUGACUCCACAGAUUCCUCCGAUAAAACAACUGACAGCAGUGAUGCUACAUCUUCAGUUACCGAUUCAAGUGACACCACAGAUAUUCCUGCUUCCGAAGGAUCAACUGAGCAAUCGGCUUCUACAAGUGGAUCAGAAUCAACCGAUGCUUCAUCUACAUCUGGUUCAACUGAUGCAUCUUCUUCAAGUGAUGCAUCGUCCACGACUGAUGGUACAACCUCCAGUGAUGUCUCCGCAUCGACAGAGUCUACCUCAGAAGACACCACUGAAAGUACACCCGAGACUUCUACGGAUACAACCGAAUCCUCAUCGACUGACGAUUCAAGCACCACAGAUGCUUCAAGUUCAGAAAGUACAGCGGACAUAUCUUCCAGUUCCUCAGUAUCAAGCGAUCUAUCAAGCGAAGAAUCAACAACCGAAGGAGGUAGCACUGUUGAAAGUUCUACUGAUGGUUCAAGUUCAUCUGAUGGUUCCAGCGAUGGCUCCACCGAUGUCACAACCGAUGCAUCAAGCGAUGCCUCAACUGUUGGCUCCUCCGAUGAUACGACCGAUGGCACAUCAGAUGGCUCCACUGAAGGUUCAUCAGAUGACACAACUGAUUCUACCAAGGAAGACAACACCGGCUCAACCGAAAGCACCGAAGCUGGUUCUUCAGAUGGAUCGACUACUGACGUUAGUAGUUCUAGCGGCUCGUCGGAUGCCACUGAAUCGACUGAUCUUACUGAUUCAACUGCGUCACCUGGAUCAACUGAUUCUUCCACCGACGCAUCCACAGAUUCAAGUGGAUCAACGGAAUCUACCGAAAGUGUUGCAACUGAAGAAAGCACAUCCGAAGGAUCAACCGAAAGUACGACUGAAGGAUCUACAGACAGUUCAACUGAAGGAUCCUCUGAUAGCACCACUGAAGGAACCUCCGAUAGCACCACUGAGGGAUCUACUGAUAGUUCGUUAUCCACAGACUAUGGCAGCAGUACUAGCGACAUCUGGAGUUCAUCCGACAAAGAUGAGGAGGCUGACUCUACUACGCCAAAUACCUGGGAAUCCACAAUCGGAAAGGAUAAGCUGCGCAAGUGCAAGCCCAAGAAGAAGGAGUGCUCCAAGUCCAAAUACGGAUGUUGUCCGGAUGGCAAAUCUACACCGAAAGGUCCAUUUGACAAAGGCUGCCCCAUUGCCAAAACUUGUGCUGAUACCAAGUACGGUUGCUGCUUGGAUGGUGUCUCACCAGCUGAGGGCAAGAACCACAAGGGUUGUCCGAAAUCGCAGUGCGCCGAAACUCUCUUUGGAUGUUGCCCAGACAAGUUCACUGCUGCUGAAGGUGAGGAUAAUGAGGGAUGCCCAGAAACGACAACGGUGCCACCUACAACAACCUCCGCCCCUGAAGAGACAACCAUUGAAGUUGAGGGCUCCGGCGAACCUGAAGCUGAGGUUGCUAAGUCAUGUUCGUUUGGUAAAUUUGGCUGCUGUCCGGAUGGUAAGUCGCCAGCGAAGGGUGAGAACUUCCAAGGAUGUGAGGAGAAAGCAGCGCCAAAGGAACAACCAAAGGGCUGUGAGAGUACAACACACGGCUGUUGCCCAGAUCGUCGCACUCCUGCUGCUGGUCCUGAUGGACAAGGCUGCUCAGCUUGCACAGCGGAACCAUUCGGAUGUUGUCCUGACAACGAGACACCAGCUCAUGGCCCAAGUGGUGAGGGCUGCUGUCUAAGCGCUGCCUAUGGAUGUUGUCCUGAUAAUAUUGUGCCCGCUCGUGGUCCCAACUUUGAAGGAUGCGAUUGUAAUGCUUCUCCCUAUGGCUGCUGUCCAGAUCAAAAGACUGCCGCCCGUGGCUACAACCAAGAGGGUUGUGCCUGCGAAACCACUCGCCAUGGCUGCUGUCCCGACAAGAUCACAGCUGCCAGUGGCCCCAAGUUCGAGGGUUGCCCCUGCGAAACAACUCAAUUCGGUUGCUGUCCCGAUGGUCUUACCUUUGCCAAGGGACCACAUCAUCACGGCUGUUACUGCUCUCAGACGGAGUUUAAGUGCUGCGAGGAUGGCAAGACUCCGGCCAAGGGUCCCAACCACGAGGGUUGCACCUGCCUGGAAAGCGAGCACGGCUGUUGUCCCGAUGGCGUUAGCAAGGCCACAGACGACAAGUUUGGUGGCUGCGAGAACGUGCAAGAACCACCACAGAAGGCUUGUGGAUUGCCCAAGGAGACGGGCACCUGUGGAAACUUCAGCGUCAAAUACUACUUCGAUACGUCAUAUGGCGGUUGCGCCAGAUUCUGGUACGGAGGCUGCGAUGGUAAUGCUAAUCGUUUCGAGACGGAAGCCGAGUGCAAGGAUACUUGUCAAGAAUACGAAGGACAACAUGUGUGUCUGCUACCCAAGAGUUCUGGCCCCUGUCAGGGAUACACCAAGAAGUGGUACUUCGAUGCUGAUCGCAAUCGUUGCGAGGAAUUCCAAUAUGGCGGCUGCUACGGCACGAACAAUCGUUUCAACAGUCUGGAGGAGUGCAAGGGCACUUGUGCGAUCAGUGAAAGCUUACCUGCUUGCGAGCAGCCAGUGGAGAGUGGUCCAUGUGCUGGAAACUUUGAGCGUUGGUACUAUGACAAUCAGACCGAUGUCUGUCGUCCCUUCACCUAUGGCGGUUGCAAGGGCAACAAGAACAACUAUCCCACCGAACAUGCCUGCUCCUAUAGCUGUCGUCAACCGGGCGUACUUAAAGAGCAAUGCUCACUUCCUAAGCAAACUGGUGAUUGCAGCGAACAGCAUGCCAGAUGGCAAUUCUCUGAGACCGAGAAACGCUGCGUGCCCUUCUACUACACGGGUUGUGGUGGCAACAAGAACAAUUUCCCCACAUUGGAGUCAUGUGAAGACCAUUGUCCCCGGCAAGUUGCCAAGGAUAUAUGUGAAAUACCCGCUGAGGUGGGUGAGUGUGCCAACUAUGAGAGUGUCUGGUAUUAUGACACCAAGGAAGAGUCCUGUCGCCAGUUCUACUACGGAGGUUGUGGCGGCAACGAGAAUCGUUUCACCUCCGAGGAGGCUUGUCAGACACGCUGCGAGAAGAAGAAAGAAGAGCCAACCCCCCCGCCAGCCUUAAGUACAGCCCAUGUUUGUGAUGAGCCCGAGAGUGCGGGUGAUUGUGACAAGUGGAUUAUCAAAUGGCGUUUCGACAAAACUUCUAGCUCAUGUACUCAGUUCUAUUAUGGUGGAUGCGGUGGCAACGGCAACCGUUUCGACACAGAAUCCGACUGCCAGCAACGUUGUGGCAGACAGCCCGAACCUGAGCCUGAGCCCCAGCCACAGCCACGUCCAGUGCAGACCCAAACCCGUCCAAGACCGGCCGUUAAUCUGUGCGAUCAGCCGGCAGAUGUGGGUACAUGCGAUCAAUAUGUACUCAAAUGGAAUUACAAUGCUACAGAGAAUCGUUGUCAGCAAUUCUAUUAUGGCGGUUGCGGAGGCAACGAUAAUCGUUUCGAGACAGAGCAAGACUGUUCCGCACGUUGUGCUCCUGCGAUAGACAAUCGGUUCGAUGGGCCCGAUCCUGAGGAGCAGCAUCCAGAGCCCGAUACAUCAAAAUGCUUCCUGGCCUACGAUUCGGGCAAUUGCUAUGAAAAUGUGACACGUUGGUACUACAACAGUCAGGAGGGUUUGUGCGAUGAAUUCACGUACACGGGCUGUGGCGGCAAUGCAAAUAACUAUGGCAGCGAAGAGGAGUGUCAAAACGAGUGCAAUGAUGCCCAAACCACUUGCUCCCUGCCUCCAGUUCGUGGACGUUGCGAUACUCUGUCUACCCGCUGGUUCUUCGAUGAGCGUACUGGCGGAUGCCAGGAGUUCGAGUUCACCGGUUGCCGCGGCAAUCGCAACAACUUUGUUUCAGAACAAGCCUGCUUGCAGUAUUGUCGCGAUCAGACAGCACCCGAACCAGAACAACCACAACAACCAGUCUACUCAGUCUGUACGUUGGCUCCCGAGAGUGGAGAGUGCGACAAUCAUACCACAGCCUGGUUCUACGAUAACGAUAAACUGGCCUGCACAGCUUUCACCUACAGCGGCUGCGGCGGCAAUGGCAAUCGUUUCGAGACCCGUGAUCAGUGCGAACGUCAAUGUGGCGAAUUUAAGGAUGUCGACGUUUGCCAUGAGCAAGUGGAUUCAGGUCCUUGCACUCAGUGGCAGACCAAAUACUAUUUCAAUAGCGACAAGAACGCCUGUGAACCCUUCACUUAUGGCGGUUGCGAUGGCACAGGCAAUCGAUUUAACGAUCUUUAUGAAUGUCAAACGGUUUGCAUAGCAGGACGUGAACCCCAAUCCCCGGCAGGUACUGCCAAAGAAAUCUGUUUGCUGCCGGUGGUUAUCGGUCGCUGUAAUGGACCAGCGGUCCAGGAGCGUCGUUGGUACUACGAUGAUGCUCGCGGAAAUUGUGUAUCCUUUAUCUAUUCUGGUUGUUCAGGCAAUCAGAACAAUUUCCGCUCCUUUGAAGCAUGCACGAAUCAAUGCGGAAAGCCUGUCGACAAUGAGAUUGAUAAUGAAAUUGGCCAAAGUCGCUGCGAGAGUUACGAGAACGAGUGCCGCGAUCUACGUUGUCCUUAUGGCGUUCGCCAGGAGGCGGCCCGUUCGCAACCAGAGUGCACCCAAUGCGUGUGUGAGAAUCCCUGCGAGAACUUCGACUGUCCCGAAGGCCAGCAAUGUGCCAUUGAGGUGGUUAGUUCCGGCGAUCGUCAAUUUGAGCCCAUCUGUCGCGACAUUAACAAGCCCGGAGAAUGCCCACAAUUGGCAGCCAAUGCCAGCAACUGUGCUCGCGAAUGUUACAAUGAUGCGGACUGUCGUGGUGACAAUAAAUGCUGCAGUGAUGGCUGUGGCCAUCUCUGUGUCCGCCCAUCACGGCCCACUCUGCCACCAGUUACUCGUGCGCCUGCCGUCCUUUAUCCAGGUGACGUGAAGGCUGCUCUGGAACCCAAAGAACAGCACGAGCUGGAUACUCACACCUCAAUUGGUGGCAUUGCUGUCUUACGUUGCUUCGCCACCGGCAAUCCAGCACCAAAUAUCACCUGGUCUCUUAAGAAUGUCGUGAUCGAUACUAAUCAGGGUAGAUACGUCUUGACCUCCAAUGGUGAUUUGACGAUUGUCCAGGUGCGUCAAACCGAUGAUGGCACCUAUGUCUGUGUAGCCAGCAAUGGCCUGGGUGAGCCAGUUCGUCGUGAGGUGAAUCUACAGGUGACAGCUGCUACGGAUAUAUCCGCUUAUGUGUUUGGCGAGAAGAAUGUUACCCAGAUUGUGCAAUUGAAUAGUCCAGCUCUGGUGCGUUGUCCAGCCGGUGGCUAUCCAGCACCGCAUGUUAGCUGGUGGCGAAACAAUCAACUAUUCGGUCGUCGUGCCAGCGAGCGGGCUGAAAUGACUCGCGAUUAUUCGCUCUUCUUCCGAUCGAUUCAAUUGUCGGAUCUGGGUGUCUAUACCUGCGAUGCCUAUAACAAUCAACGACCUGCCUCACUAAUUGUCACUCUAAAGGCGGUGGGCCCAGCCCGAUCGCUAAAUCCGGCGGAUGACCAAUAUUUGCAGUAUGUGAUAGAUCCGGCCACAGCGCCAGUGACACAGAGGCCAAGUUAUCCAUAUAGACCCUCGCGUCCAGCUUAUAUACCGCCACCGACAAUCAAUGCCAAUGCUGUUCUUAGUGCGAACCCUCAAAAUUCGUACACGCCCGGCUCUACCAUUGCCCUUAGCUGCGCUGUGCAGGGCUACCCAGUGCCCGAGGUGACAUGGACCAAGGAUAAGGUGCCAUUGCAAAAUAGUGAACGCAUACAGAUUACAUCAUCCGAGCCUCAUCGUUUGGUAAUCAGUAAUGUGAAUGUUCAAGAUUCUGGACUCUAUGGAUGCACAGCUCGCAAUAAUAUCAACUGGAGCUCAAGCGAAGAGACGAUUACAAUUCAAUCUAUCAUACCUGUGUCUCCUGAGUGCAUUGAUAAUCCUUACUUUGCCAACUGCAAGCUAAUCGUGGCUGGACAAUAUUGUGUCAAUAAAUAUUAUGCCCAGUUCUGUUGCAGAUCCUGUACGCUUGCUGGCCAAAUUGCGCAGCCACAUCCAAAUGCUCUAUAAUUCCGCACAUAAAA
Molecule: messenger RNA, 9141 nt
Organism: Drosophila willistoni
Lineage: Eukaryota; Metazoa; Arthropoda; Insecta; Diptera; Drosophilidae
Gene: Ppn
Product: papilin
Exons: 18
Coding region: 398-9127 (2909 amino acids)
Biological process (GO): extracellular matrix organization
Cellular component (GO): extracellular region; extracellular matrix
Molecular function (GO): serine-type endopeptidase inhibitor activity; metalloendopeptidase activity
Source: RefSeq, a predicted model, not a curated record